Ochlerotatus camptorhynchus is the source of this 1327-nucleotide messenger RNA. RefSeq names its product alcohol dehydrogenase class-3-like. The record is from RefSeq and is a predicted model, not a curated record. Gene Ontology annotation, biological process: formaldehyde catabolic process. The coding region runs from base 106 to 1239 and encodes 377 amino acids. Gene Ontology annotation, molecular function: zinc ion binding; S-(hydroxymethyl)glutathione dehydrogenase [NAD(P)+] activity. The transcript has 3 exons. Lineage: Eukaryota; Metazoa; Arthropoda; Insecta; Diptera; Culicidae. Gene Ontology annotation, cellular component: cytosol.
UGGCCUGUUUUGUGUGGUUUUGCACACGACACUGAGUUCGGUUUUGCCGGUACAACAGUUAUCAACUACAACUCCCGAAUAAUCAGUUUAUUAAAUCGUGCAACAAUGAGCAGUACAGCUGGACAGGUAAUCUCAUGCAAAGCAGCCGUCGCUUGGGAGCCGAAGAAACCACUCUCGAUCGAAACGAUUGAAGUUGCGCCCCCAAAGGCUGGCGAGGUACGUGUGAAGAUUACGGCCUCUGGUGUGUGUCAUACGGAUGCAUACACAUUGGAUGGUCAUGAUUCUGAGGGCAUUUUUCCGGUUAUUCUUGGCCAUGAAGGUGCAGGCAUCGUAGAGAGCGUUGGCGAAGGUGUUACGAAAUUCAAGCCCGGAGACCAUGUAAUUCCACUGUACAUUCCACAGUGCUUCGAGUGUAAGUUUUGCAAGAGUCCUAAGACCAACCUUUGCCCAAAGAUUCGUGCAACUCAAGGAAAGGGCGUAUUGCCGGAUGGUACAUCUCGAUUCACUUGCAAAGGAAAAAAUGUGUUCCAUUUUAUGGGUACUUCAACCUUCUCUGAGUACACUGUCGUUGCGGAAAUCUCUCUAUGUAAGAUCGAUGCGGCGGCGCCAUUAGAGAAGGUUUGUCUGUUGGGAUGUGGCAUUCCGACAGGGUACGGAGCAGCUCUUAAUACAGCGAAAGUUGAAGAAGGAAGCAGCUGUGCCAUCUGGGGACUGGGAGCGGUUGGAUUAGCAGCAGCUAUGGGUUGCAAGGCUGCCGGAGCAACCAGAAUAAUUGGAGUCGAUAUCAAUCCAAACAAAUUCAAAUUAGGCGAACAAUUUGGUUGCACAGAGUUCGUCAAUCCCAAAGAUUACGAUAAGCCAAUUCAACAGGUGCUGAUUGAAAAGACCGACGGUGGACUGGAUUACACUUUCGAAUGUGUCGGCAAUGUGUUGACCAUGCGUGCCGCUCUUGAAUCAUGCUCCCGUGGAUGGGGUGUUUCGGUUAUUAUCGGAGUGGCUGAGUCUGGACGUGACAUUUCAACCCGUCCGUUCCAGUUGGUUACUGGUAGGACGUGGAAGGGAACCGCUUUCGGCGGAUGGAAGAGUGUUGAAAGUGUUCCGAAGCUAGUGACUAGCUACAUGGAUAAAAAAUUAAUGGUGGAUGAAUUUAUCACUCAUACUAUGUCGGUUGAUAAGAUCAACGAAGCGUUUACUCUUAUGCACGAAGGUAAAAGCAUUCGAUCGGUUGUUAAUUUCUAAGUAUUUCAAACACUGCAUUUUGUUCUAUUUUCGUGGUGGUAAAAUUAUUUAUCUAAUUUGUUGGGUUUAUAAUAAAAAAUAACUCGUA